This is a messenger RNA of Tachyglossus aculeatus (Australian echidna), 991 nucleotides long. It is a transcript of the gene RAD51B, whose product is annotated as RAD51 paralog B. Bases 20 to 991 code for a protein of 323 amino acids. Lineage: Eukaryota; Metazoa; Chordata; Mammalia; Monotremata; Tachyglossidae. The record is from RefSeq and is a predicted model, not a curated record. Gene Ontology annotation, biological process: double-strand break repair via homologous recombination. Gene Ontology annotation, molecular function: ATP hydrolysis activity; ATP binding; ATP-dependent DNA damage sensor activity. Gene Ontology annotation, cellular component: Rad51B-Rad51C-Rad51D-XRCC2 complex. The transcript has 7 exons.
AUCCGCACCUGGGAGCAACAUGGCCAGCAAGAAGCUGAGAAGAACCGGUUUAUCUCAGGAACUCUGCGACCAGCUCAAUCGCCAUCAGAUCGUUACCUGUCAGGAUUUCCUUUCUCUGUCCCCAAUGGAACUGAUGAAGAUGACUGGGAAGAGUUACCCGAAAGUCCGUGAGCUUCUCCACGUGGUCAGCAGGGCUUGUGCCCCCAAAAUGCAAACUGCUUAUGGAAUGAAGAUGGAGAGAACUUCUGAUCCUUCUCCAGCCUUCUUACCCACCACGCUUUCAAGUUUGGAUGAAGCCCUGCGUGGCGGGCUAGCCUGUGGGUCUCUCACUGAGGUUACAGGUCCAGCAGGUUGCGGCAAAACUCAGUUUUGUAUGAUGAUGAGUGUGUUAGCCACAUUACCGACCCACUUGGGAGGAUUAGAAGGCACUGUUGUAUAUAUUGACACAGAGUCAGCUUUCAGUGCUGAAAGGCUGGUUGAGAUUGCAGAAUCCCGUUUCCCCAGAUAUUUCAACACUGAAGAAAAACUGCUUUCCAUGAGCAGUAAAAUCCACCUCUUUCGGGAGCUCACCUGUGACGAAGUGCUCAAAAGGAUUGAGUCUUUGGAAGAAGAAAUCAUCUCAAAGAGAGUUAAACUUGUGAUUAUCGAUUCCAUUGCUUCUGUGGUCAGAAAGGAGUUUGAUACACAGCUUCGAGGGAAUCUGAGAGAGAGGAGUAACUUUUUGGCGAGAGAAGCAUCAUUAUUGAAGUAUUUGGCCGAGGAAUUUUCAAUACCAUCCAAGCUGAGAGAAGCGGGUGACUUAGUUUCACAGUUUGUUUCCAGGUCGUGGCUUCUAUGCCAGGAGUACCCAAUCUUUGCAAAUAACUGGUUGUUUAGACUGAAAUUCUGUACCAGCAUUCAGGAUUACAGCCAAUCAUUAGCAGAAAUCGUUCGCUUCCUAGGUCAUGACUUCUUCACCCAAUCUUUGCAAAUAACUGGUUGUUCAUUUUGA